Molecule: messenger RNA, 672 nt
Organism: Blumeria graminis f. sp. triticale
Lineage: Eukaryota; Fungi; Ascomycota; Leotiomycetes; Helotiales; Erysiphaceae
Source: the annotation of a GenBank genome assembly
AUGGGGAAAGAUAAGUCAGAAAAGCGCGAUAAGAAGGAAAAAAAAUCCAAACGCAGCGAGACAGAUGGAGUGAAAAAAGCGAAGAAAGACAAAAAGCCAAAGCUCACCGAGGAAAAUAUUAAUGUAGCAUUUCAAGAGGCUGUGAAAGACACCUUGCCUGAUGCUCCAUCCCCAAAGCCCGAAAAUGCCAAUUUAUCAGAAGCGAUCUUAGAUUUGAAGCCAGUUGGAAGUCUAGUUCCGUUUGCAAAUCCAUUGGCAGAUGAAAAAGUCACCAAGAAAGUUCUCAAGAGUGUCAAAAAAGCUGCUAAAAAUAAAACACUCAAGCGCGGCGUCAAAGAGGUUGUUAAAGCGUUAAGAAAAUCUCCACAAGGUGUUGAUGCCACUUCUGCGACUGGUGUUGUUGUACUUGCAGCAGAUAUCUCGCCAAUGGAUGUUAUAUCUCACAUUCCAAUACUUUGCGAAGAUCACAAAGUUCCAUAUAUAUUUGUUACUAGCCGCGCUGAGCUUGGGUCGGCAGGUAACACGAAAAGACCAACUAGUGUAGUAAUGGUUUCUGAAUCAAGGGUUGGCACAAAGAAGAGCGAGAAGAUUGAGGGUGAUGAAGAGUUUAAGGAUGUGUACAAACAAUUAGUGACGCUCGUAGAAAAGGAGUCUAGAAAUGUCAGGGUGUAG